CAGCCACAUCCAGUACCGUGCCCAAAAGGAAGGAGAAAAAGAAAGCCUAGAUCUCUGUCACACACGAACGGUCGGCGGUGCACCCAUGUCGUCGCCGGAUGAGGAGGAGGGCGUGGACGAGUGGGUGCCGCCGAGCCGGCGGCCGGAGCUGGCGGACGUGGCGCCGCUGCCGCAGGGCGACGGGCCCUGCCCCGUGGUCGCCAUCGCCUACCGCGACGACUUCCGCGAGGUCAUGGACUACUUCCGCGCCCUCUACGCCGCCGGCGAGCGCAGCCCCCGCGCGCUCCGCAUCACCGCCGAUGCCAUCGACUUCAACCCCGGCAACUACACCGUGUGGCAUUUCAGGCGUGUUAUUCUAGAGGCACUGGAUGCUGAUUUGAUCCAAGAAAUGAAUUUUGUGGACCAGAUUGCUGAGUGUAAUGCAAAAAAUUACCAAGUCUGGCAUCACAAGAGAUGGCUUGCUGAGAAAUUAGGACCGGAUGUUGCAAAUAGUGAACAUGAAUUUACAAGGAAGAUACUGUAUGAUGAUGCUAAAAAUUACCAUGCUUGGUCCCAUAGGCAGUGGGUUCUUCAAGCAUUGGGUGGCUGGGAGAGUGAAUUGCAGUACUGCAACCAGCUGCUUGAGGAAGAUGUCUUCAAUAACUCUGCUUGGAAUCAGAGAUACCUUGUGGUAACACGAUCCCCAAUUCUUGGGGGUCUUGUGACAAUGCGUGACUCGGAAGUAGAUUACACAGUUGAGGCUAUUAUAGCGAACCCUCAGAACGAAAGCCCCUGGAGGUACCUCAGGGGUCUAUAUAAGGGCGAUAAUACCUUGCUGGUGGCUGAUGACCGCAUAUCUGAUGUCUGCCUCAAGGUCCUGAAUAAUGACUGGAGAUGUAUAUUUGCUUUGGGCUUGCUGCUCGAGCUUCUUCGCAUGGGUUUGCAGCCCUCGGAUGAACUUAGGGGAACCAUUGAAGCAAUAAAUAAUUCUGAUCCUGAAAUUGAGCAUACUGAUCUUGCGACAGCCGUCUGCUCAAUCCUGCAGAAGUGCGAUCCCCUGCGGAUAAACUAUUGGUCGUGGUACCGGACCACGCUUUCUUCUUAGACAGCUCCUGAAGAUACAUGCAAGAUAGUUUUUGCAGCAUGAUGCAAACUCUAUCGUAGGGGUUGACAAUGUAUGAAAACCUUUCAUGUGAUCCUGGCAUAGAGCAACAUGUGCACUAGUUUUACUGGGAAUAAUUGAUCAGUGACAUUAUGCCAAACAUUGUCGUGUUUCAGUUGUGUGAAUAUGUUAUUUCCAGGUAUUCACAUUCUAAUUCAAUGCUAUAGUAAUUGACACA
Molecule: messenger RNA, 1319 nt
Organism: Lolium rigidum
Lineage: Eukaryota; Viridiplantae; Streptophyta; Magnoliopsida; Poales; Poaceae
Product: protein farnesyltransferase/geranylgeranyltransferase type-1 subunit alpha
Exons: 5
Coding region: 86-1084 (332 amino acids)
Biological process (GO): protein geranylgeranylation; protein farnesylation
Cellular component (GO): cytoplasm; protein farnesyltransferase complex; CAAX-protein geranylgeranyltransferase complex
Molecular function (GO): protein farnesyltransferase activity; CAAX-protein geranylgeranyltransferase activity
Source: RefSeq, a predicted model, not a curated record